GAGGUACGGCACCCUUGCCGGGAUGGCCUCCUGGGAGGCUACGUAGCUUCGCUUAGCGUGUUGGCCCGUGUCGGCGCGUGUCUGUGUGUGUCUGUGCGUGUGGGCGCGUGGCAGCCGUAUUGGCGCGUGCCGGCGCGUGCUGGCGCGUGCCGACUUGGGUUGGCGCGUGCCGGCGCGGUUGGCGCGUGCCGGCGCAUGUUGGCGCGUGCCGGCGCAUGUUGGCGCGUGCCGGCCUGUGUUGGCGCGUGCCGACUUGGGUUGGCGCGUGCCGGCGCGUGUUGGCGCGUGCCGACUUGGGUUGGCGCGUGCCGGCGCGUGUUGGCGCGUGCCGGCCGCGUUCAUUCGUUUCUGAGCUUGCCGGCCCUGUCGGUUCGCAUAAGGCGCUUGUCGGCUGUGUUGGUUUAUGUUGGCGCAUGUAGCUCGUGUGUCAGCGCGUGUUGCGUGUUUCCGUGUAUCGGCGCGUGUUGCCGCGUUGCCGCGUGUCAGCGCGUGCCUGGCUGGCCUCUGCGCUUCUCAGGCCCCAGAGUCCUCCUCCCACGCUGUAGGCCCUUAGCUGGGGCGGAGCCGUGGCGAACCCGAGCGAGCCGCGCGGCCGAGCGCUGUCCAUGCGGAGCGCUGUUCGCGCGCUGGGCACUGCCGGGUUCGGGAGCUGUCCGCCAGCCGGUAGCGCGCACGCAGCGACCCCGUGCGGUGAAGUCUGUGGUAGCCGGCUCUCCAGGUACGCAGGACAAAGUGGGGCAGUCAUCUUCUAAACCACAAAACCCGGCCAGGACUGGCUAUACUUCUCAAUCAAGAAGGCAGCCAGAACAUAGUUUUGGCCUUCAACUGCUAAUGAGUGAUAUUAACUCAUCCGUGGAAAGCCUUAACUCAGCUUGCAACAUGCAGUCUGACACUGAUACCGUGCCGCUUCUUCAGAACGGCCAGCAUGCCGGCAAUCAGCCGGCCGCCUCGGGCUCUCGAGGCCAGCAGGCUCAGGCAUCGCCCAAGCAAAAAGUGCAGCGGUCCCAGCCUGUUCAUAUUCUCCCCAUCAGGUGGGCCCAGAGAAGUGAGCUUUGGAUUUUUCAAAGGAGGAAAGGAAGGAGAGGUGAAGCUGCCGAAGUGCCCAGGAGCUCAGAGGAGAUAAUGAAUCGGCGCGCUCAGGAGGAAGACCAGCAGCUGAGAACUUCUUCUCUGCCGGCCAUCCCGAAUCCGUUCCCGGAGCUCUCUGGUGGCCCUGGAAGCCCUGCCGUGGCCGCUGCUGCCGCCGCGGCCGCUGCUCCUCCGAGCAACGUGCCGCCGCCUCCGAGCAAGCCACCCACCAAGCAGGAUGUCAAAGUCUUUAGUGAAGACGGGACAAGCAGGGUGGUGGAGAUUCUGACUGACAUGACUGCCAGGGACCUGUGCCAGUUGCUGGUUUACAGAAGUCACUGUGUGGAUGACAACAGCUGGACUCUGGUGGAGCACCACCCCCAACUUGGAUUAGAGAGGUGCCUGGAGGACCAUGAGAUUGUGGUCCAGGUGGAGAGCACCAUGCCAAAUGAGAGUAAAUUUCUGUUCAGAAAGAAUUAUGCCAAGUAUGAGUUCUUUAAGAACCCAGUGAACUUCUUCCCGGAUCAGAUGGUCAAUUGGUGCCAGCAGCCCAAUGGCAGUCAUGCUCAGUUUCUGCAGAACUUUCUGAACACCAGCAGCUGCCCUGAGAUCCAAGGGUUCCUGCAGGUGAAGGAAGUUGGGAAAAAGUCUUGGAAGAAGCUGUAUGUGUGCCUGCGCAGAUCUGGCCUUUAUUACUCCACCAAGGGGACUUCAAAGGAACCGAGACACCUGCAGCUGCUGGCUGAUCUGGAGGAGACCAGCAUCUUCUACGUGAUUGCUGGGAAGAAGCAGUACAACGCGCCCAACGACCAUGGGAUGUGCAUCAAGCCAAACAAAGCGAAAGUUGAGAUGAAGGAGCUGCGUCUGCUCUGUGCCGAGGAUGAUCAGAUCCGUUCUUGCUGGAUGACUGCCUUCAGACUGCUCAAGUAUGGAAUGCUCCUGUACCAGAACUACCGCAUCCCGCAGCAGAGGAAGGCUUUGCUCUCUCCUUUCAACACACCUAUGCGCAGUGUCUCUGAGAGUUCUCUGGUGGCAAUGGAUUUUUCUGGACAAAUUGGAAGAGUGAUCGAUAAUCCGGCUGAGGCCCAGAGUGCUGCCCUGGAAGAGGGCCACGCUUGGCGCAAGCGAAGCACUAGGAUAAAUGUUCUGAGCAGCCAAAGCCCUCUUCAUACUUCUACUCUGAAUUCAGUGAUUCACAGGACUCAGCAUUGGUUUCAUGGACGUAUCUCCCGCGAGGAGUCUCACCGUAUCAUCAAGCAACAAGGACUCGUGGAUGGGCUGUUCCUCCUGCGUGACAGCCAGAGCAAUCCGAAGGCAUUUGUGCUGACUCUGUGCCACCACCAGAAGAUUAAGAACUUCCAGAUCCUGCCUUGCGAGGAUGAUGGGCAGACCUUCUUCACUCUGGAUGAUGGGAACACCAAGUUCUCCGACCUGAUCCAGCUGGUCGACUUCUACCAGCUCAACAAAGGUGUUCUGCCCUGCAAGCUGAAGCACCACUGCAUCCGCGUGGCCUUAUGACCUCCUUGCCCUAUCACAGAGGCUGGAGGCAGCAACACUGGAACGGAGAAGAGAGGCCUGCAUGAGGGUGAAAACACACACCUACUCCCACCCACGGACUCAGAAAACACAAAGCUUUUUUGAUCGGUACCAACCGACCAACAUCAAUUAGUUAUUGGACUUCACCAAGAUUUACCGCUGCGGAUCAAGCAGGACCACCUCCCCCUUGCGUCAGCCAUUUAAAUGGGGGGGAGGGGGAGGGAAGAGAUCCAGUGCAAGUGUGGGAAGAAACUGGAAUGACAAUUUUGAUUAGGCCAUGUGAGGGUGAAAAACCGCAGAGAAGUGAUUGGAAAUGAACUCUUGCCCUGGAAUAAUCUUGACAUUUCAAACCGCAAUGUUUACUUUUUUGUAUUGAUCACUCUUUUGCACUCCUUCUUCGUUGUUAAUGUUGUACUCAGCCUAUGGUAGGAGAGAGAGAGGAUGUGGCUUUGCAACCCAGAUGAGACAGAGAGUUUUUGAAUUAGCAGACUUCAGCCUGAAAAAAAAUGGGUCCCCAAAGUUUUCUUGAGGGCAUCCUGCUUGCCGCAGGUUGCCACAGUGUAGAUUUGGCUCCUCCUACAUUUAGAGACCCCAGUCUUUCCCAUUAUACUUGAAAAGCUUUUGGUUUUUAAAAAAUAAACUAACAAAAUACAAGGUGUCAGUUGUGGUUGACACCAAGCAUGUUUUGUGACUCAGUCCCGCUACCACAAGUCUGGUCAUUGUUGUUGUUGUUGUGCUGACGUCUGGUCAUCUAUUAUCAGUGUGCAGACCUUGAGACGUCUGGUCAUCUAUUAUUAUCAGUGUGCAGUCUCGUCCCCCAUCGUGCAGGAGACCUCAUCACUUUGGAAAACCCACUGGUCCCCAGCACAGCACAGCUGCAUGACCUCAGCUUUCGACUGAUGUCAGCAAGCCUUCUUGGAACACAUUGGUAUUCCUUGUGGAUGCCACCUAGUCCAUCUGGGGUGCCCCGUGCCUCACAUUUUCACAGCCACCCACUGUUGUAGAGUAAUCGCUGCCUUUGCCCUCUGCAGUAGCCUCGGUCAUUUCAGUUCUCCCACAGGGGUGGGGUGGGGUGGGGUGGUGGGGUUAGAUGAUCUCAAGAGAAAAUGUCAACUUGUUGGCCUUGUGCUCUGUCACUCUGAGCUUUUUGGUGAUAAAGAUAAGGAAACACUGCAGAGGCCGCAGCAUAGGCUGGCUUUGAGUCUUUGCUGGAUGACCUCUGCACCCUACUGAUAACCCCCUAAGCCAGCAGAUGCAGGGUGUGCAGAGGCGAUGUCUUUGCUAGCUUAGGGUGAGAAGUACCUCACAGUGGUUGUGAACAUUGGACAGUUUUGAGCAGCAUGAUGCUUGCUUCCUCCUCCAAGAGAGGAGUCAGAAGGUGGCUGGAGUUGUUGUUGAGUCCCCUGAGCCCCAUGGAGGGACCCUCUGUUGUCCCCUUUAAUGAUUUAGCAGACGGGACUCACUUGAGAAACACACAGACAACCGUGGUGAACAGGUUUCUUUUCCUGACACCACACCUGACUGGCCCUUUGAACCUGAGCUAGCCACCGGAUUGCCAGUCCUGAUUUAUUGAAGUGCUCCCCAGGGAGCACGUUUGAUUGCCCUGCGUUGCGGAUGCGCGCAGUGGAAGAUAGAUGUAACAGCGCUUUGUAAACAGGUCAGCUGCGAGCUGGUCCACAGUAUAGAAACACUGUAGUUCACAGACCACGCAACCGUGUUUCCACGAGAUGUUGAUUACAACAAAUGAAGAAUUUUUUUUUCCUUUUUAUCAUUUUAUCAUUUUAUCAUUUUACCUUUUUAUCUUUUUAUCAUUUUUUUCUUUAUUUUUUAGUAAAACAUUUUUUCGUAAGCGUUAAGUGCUCAAUUGCAUUUCUCUUUUCUUUCGCAGCUAGUUAAUCAUUCAGUUGACAAUGAGAUAAUCCUCAAGUUCAUGCCUGGCAGCAGGCUUCCACUGGUCUUCCCCUUAGGGACAGAUAACGGACAUUUCAGUUUUACCAUACUCAUUUCGCUUUGCUGACUUAAGGUCAGAACUUUACGAAACAGACAGCAGACAACUCUAAGGUUUCUUUCUCCAGUUUACACAGACCAGUCCCCACAGUGCAUAACCGUUUUCUCUUUUGGCUCUACAGUAGACAGCUAGGGCAUGCAUCUCAUAUUUAUAAGUACGCAUUUUAUUUAAAAGGAAGUAUAGGCUUGACUCUGGUUCACAAUUUUGUACGUAGCUGGUUUGACGUAGUAUUUUGUACAUCCCUAGCCGAAGUGAAUUGUUGAAGGCUGCAACCCGCCUUGAGUAUCGCAGACUUCAGUUGCCCCGAGCUCACCAGCCUUUGCACAGGCAGCUGGGAAUUCCACCUGAACAACAGCUAAUCCCUGGGCUAGUGGGUACCCAGCUCCCCCUAGCCAGCGACAGAAGGACAUUUGACUUUUAUUUUUGUAUUUAAUUGACAUGAAUGUAAAGGGGACAGCUCAGGGUUGUUUUGGAGCCUGUUUGACUUUGCAAUCUCUGCCUGUGAUUUUCUUUUCCAAACGAAAACUCCGUGUAGCCACCCACCACCUGGACUAAAUUGAGAAGGAAAAUGCCAAAUGCUUUGGGUUUUUAGCGUUUUUUUUUUUAAUAGGUAGGCUCUGUUAUAUCAUUAGGUGUUAAGAGUUUCUGGACGUGUUUUUGUUUGCUUAAACUUUGAAGAAAUAUGUGCCUCAGCUUAGGUGUUUUGUCUCCUCCCUUCUGCACUUAAAUACCUGACAGUCUGUCCGAUCACUGCGCCUUCGGGAGCGCAACUAGCUCAUCGUAGAUUUGUGAUGUCAUAGUGCAAACUGCGGACGGAAAAAUUGACCUGACAUGUAACCGUUUUCAGGGGAUGCGGAGGGUGUUCAUUCAUAGACAAAACCCUUUUCCCGCGUGCUUUGCUUCACUCUGCGCUACAUAGCUCUUUGGCUCGUGAACCUACUUGUAAACUUUCAGGUAUUUUUGUACACAUAAGGGACUGAUGUUCUGUUUCUUGUUAUUAGAAAUAAACAUUAAUAAAGUGUU
Molecule: messenger RNA, 5635 nt
Organism: Peromyscus maniculatus bairdii (prairie deer mouse)
Lineage: Eukaryota; Metazoa; Chordata; Mammalia; Rodentia; Cricetidae
Source: RefSeq, a predicted model, not a curated record